AUGGCCGGUAUCAGACUCCGCGAUGUCAGCGGGUAUCUGAUCUUGCUCAUCGCCAUCACGACCCUGGGGUCGUUGCAGUUCGGCUUUCACUUGGCUGAACUCAACGCACCCCAGGACGUUAUUACAUGCCGCAAGAAAUCGAUCUCCGCCCUCGACAAGAUCAAGGGACUGGUCUACAAGCCGAAAGAUGACGAUGCUGGUUCUGGCUUCAUGCCCCAUUGUAUCCCCAUGGACGAGGCUUCGUUUGCGACGAUAUCUUCCAUCUUCAUGGUUGGUGGGCUGUUGGGAGCUUUGGCCUCUGGACCGUUCUCGUCGAAACGUGGACGCCUUCCUGCGAUGCGCAUCACGGGUCUGCUCUAUUUGUUUGGGGCAGCUGUUGAGACCGUUGCAGGAAGCGUCUUCGUCAUGGCGCUCGGUCGCUUGUUUGCUGGUAUCGGAGCUGGAGCGUCGACUGUCGUUGUCCCUCUUUACAUCAGUGAGAUUGCACCACCCAAGGAACGUGGACUGUUUGGCUUCAUGACGCAGAUCUCGAUCAAUUUUGGUAUCCUGGUGGUUCAGACCAUGGGAUUCUUCCUGAGCUACGGUACUGCUUGGAGAUGGAUCCUUGCUACUGGAGUCUUCAUCGCAACCGCGCAAACUCUGGGUCUCUUCGUCGUCCCAGAGAGUCCAUCUUGGUUGGCAGCGCAGGGAAAUGCACCCAAGGCCAGGCGGACCCUACAGAGAAUUCGUGGCAACGGCUACGACAUCCAUGAGGAGACUGAGACCUGGGACUCAGAUGACCAUGAUGCUUCCGAAGAAGACGGCUUGCUUCAGGCGGAUAGUGCCUCCGAAUCACCAUCGAAGAAACGGACUGAGCAUCUUGGAUUCUUCGAAGUACUGAAGGAUCCUGAUACCAGGCCUGCAAUCGUUGCUGUCGUGGGCAUCAUGUUUGCCCAGCAGUUUUGCGGUGUCAACUCGAUCAUCAUGUACUCCGUUUCUCUUCUUGCUGACCUACUCCCUGUCUCUUCGUCACUGCUCACUAUUCUCGUUUCUGUUGUCAACUUGUUCACUACUAUCGCAUGCGCGCCUCUUCCCGAUCGUCUCGGUCGCAAGACCUGCCUCCUUGCCUCGAUUAUCGGACAAGGAUCAAGCGCUCUCAUCCUAGCCAUCUCGAUCAUCUUUGGAGUCAAGAUUCUUUCAGCCAUCGCUGUCGUCGCCUUUGUCGGCUUUUUCGCAGUUGGUCUGGGCCCAGUACCAUUCCUGAUCUCCUCCGAGCUGGUCGGACAAGAGGCUGUUGGCGCCACGCAGAGUUGGUGUCUCGCAGCUAACUACGCAGCGACUUUCCUGGUCGCUCAAUUCUUCCCAAUUGUAAACUCAGCUCUUAACGACUUGCUGGGCGGUCACGGAUGGGUUUACUUCAUCUUUGCAGGUCUAGCCGCUGGAUCUGCUAUCUUUGUGUUCUGGAACGUGCCAGAAACGAAGGGCAAGAAGGAUGUCGAUGAGGUUUGGGGCAGGACAAGGCGCGUUGAUUAG
Molecule: messenger RNA, 1512 nt
Organism: Fusarium subglutinans
Lineage: Eukaryota; Fungi; Ascomycota; Sordariomycetes; Hypocreales; Nectriaceae
Product: glucose transporter-3
Exons: 2
Coding region: 1-1512 (503 amino acids)
Biological process (GO): monosaccharide transmembrane transport
Cellular component (GO): membrane
Molecular function (GO): hexose transmembrane transporter activity
Source: RefSeq, a predicted model, not a curated record